This is a messenger RNA of Ambispora gerdemannii, 846 nucleotides long. Lineage: Eukaryota; Fungi; Glomeromycota; Glomeromycetes; Archaeosporales; Ambisporaceae. The record is from the annotation of a GenBank genome assembly.
AUGACUUUUGUAGUUAGUCAAAAUUCUAAUAGUAAUAGCACAGUAAGCGAUAACACAAACAAUUCAACUUCUAUAGUCGAUGAUAAAUGUGCGAAAUUCUUCGGAGUCAGUAAAUGUAGUCCAUGUCAAAAAACAACAUACGGCGCUUUUGACGAACAUCUCUCAAAUUGUUUUGAGUCACAUAAUGUUACUCUCGGACUGAGAAAAAGUUGUAGCACAUUACCUUGUGAUGAAACUGCGAUAGAAACUCUAAACGUAAAUAUUCAAAAAGACUGUCAACAAGAAUUGAUUGAUUGGACAAAAAGUGGUGGUAUAAACGAUCCUAAGAAUAUUGCACCGGAACUUUGGUUUUUAAUCUACAGGGUAAUCCCCGAUAAUCUGGCUAUAUGCAGUCAAGCUUCUGGAUCUUAUUGUGCCAUCAAUGUUCGCUCAAGAGUUGUAAACCAUAUAUUAAGUCUAUUAAAGCCUGGCCAGUCUACUAGCUUCAAUAUAACGAUAUCUCCACCCAGUGGGAUGGUUUUAUAUGGAAAUCCCGAAAACCAAGUACAUGUACAAAUACCAACGGAUAUUAUUUGCAGUGACUGUUACUCAAAAUUGGCGCAACCUUGGAUCGAUUUUUUCAAAAUGAAUACAUCAUCAAUUUCUGCCGUUCAAAGUUUUUUGGAUAAUUAUAUUGCACCAGUUAAAAGUAAUUUAACUCAAUGUCCAACUAAUUCGAAAGAGAGUGGAGGGACACAGGCUAGUCCAUCUACACCUAUCAACUCUGGUGAAACGGUAAAAGUUUAUUGGAAUUUAGUUUCUGCAUUAACGUUAAAUGUAAUCGUGUAUUAUUUAAAGUUAAUGUAA